Dictyostelium discoideum AX4 is the source of this 2301-nucleotide messenger RNA. Its product is annotated as OTU domain containin protein. NCBI's taxonomy places the organism in Eukaryota, Evosea, Eumycetozoa, Dictyosteliales, Dictyosteliaceae. The transcript has 2 exons. The record is from RefSeq and is a predicted model, not a curated record. The coding region runs from base 1 to 2301 and encodes 766 amino acids.
AUGUCUCACUCUGCAAACUUUGUAAAUGUACAAUCUCCACCAUCAUAUAUUCAAUUAGCACAACAACAACAACAGCAACAACAACAACAACUACAACAACAACAACAAACACAAAACCCAACAUCUCCAACAUCUUUUUUAGCUCAGCAGCAAUAUAGUGGUAAUAUACCAACAACAGCAUCAAAUCAACAACCAUACCAACAUAUUCCACAACCAUACCAACCAAAUAUUUCAUCAAUAUUACAACCACUCCCAAUACGAUACAUAUAUGUUAAUCAACUUCCAUUAGCACAACAACAACAACAACUACAACAAAAUCAACUACAACAACAACCACCAAACGUAAUAUACCAGCAACAGCCACUUAUAGUACAACAACAACAACAACCAAAUACAGUACAACAACAGCAACAACAACCACCACAAACUAUACAGCAACAACCAAAUAUGGCACAACCACAACCACAACAAACUCAACAAUUUACAAUGGAACAAACUUUUCAAAAUAUUUUAAAUAAAAUUAAAGAUAAAUUUGAUAAAUUUACAACGAAUCAUGUUGGACAAGAUAAUAUUACAUUUAAUAAUGCUCAAUUACCAAUAGCAAAAGAAUGUAAUACAAUUUUAUUGAAAUUACAAAACAAUAGAAAUAUUCAUACAUCAUCAUUACCAUUCACAUUAACACCAGAGGUUUAUAAACCACCAGAGUUCUUUACAAAGGUUGAUAUUAUUCAAUAUCAUCUUAGUGGUUUAGCCUCAAUAUUAGUAUUGAUGAAAUUGUCACAAGUCGAUCCAUCAUUUGCUAAACAAAUCAAUUUAAUGACUGUAAAAUCAAAAUUUAUGAUUGAAAUGUUGGCAAAAAUAUUUCAACAACAACUAGAUAACCGUAAUAACAACAACAACAACAACACUAUGUCAAUGUCAAUUACAAAUUCAACAGUUUUAUCAUCACAAAAAAAUAAUAAUCCAAUAAUUAUUUAUUUUAAUCAACAAUUUGAAAAUAUUAAACAAUUGAAAGAUUAUUUUGAAACUAGUGAUAUUUCAUCAAAUGGUUUGGUAUUCUUUACUCAAACUCUAUUCUCAAUGUUAACUGGUAGAGGCUACUUUUGGUAUAUUGGGGAGGAGGUAACCAAACAAUUGAAAUAUAAAAUAUUUGAAACUAUCUAUGAUAAUCUCUUUCGAACCGUUAUGAAAUGCACAUCAGAGACAAAGUAUAAGUAUAAUUUAGGCUGUUUCUGCUAUUCUUACUUUAAGAUCAUUCAAUCCGAUCACCAAGUGACCUCUGCUAGAUUCGUCACACAGAAACCACAAAUUAAAGAUGAUCUCUACAAAUAUCUCUUACAUUAUCUUAGUCUUUCAAAUGAUCAACUUUCAAGAGCUUUAUCGGAUGUCCCAAUCUCCGAUUCCACAAUUUGGUUAAUCUAUGCAAAAACAUGUUGUCUAUUGAAUCAAGAAGAGAAGGCUCAAAUUUGGAUCCAAUAUUUCAUUAAUGAAGCUACUGAUAGGGUAACAGCUGCUGCAAUGAUUCAAUUGGAUGAAGAUAUUGCUCAUUAUCAUUCAAAAUCUUGGUAUGUUGAUAUUAUGAAAUCAAUUGAAGAAGAGAAAAAGAAAAGAAUUGAAGAAGAUGAUCGUUUAAAUAAACAAAGAAAGCAACAACAACAGCAACAACAAAGUAAUUCAUCAUCACCACAUAUUGUUGGAGGACAUGUUCAAGAUCAGUAUAGUGAAAUUAAAACUAAUUUAUUAUUGGAGGGUUUAGUAUUAAAGAAUAUGAAUCAUGAUGCUUCAUUGAUUAGUUCAAAUGUUUUAUUGAAUCUUCAUCCAUUACCACAAUCAAAAGAGGUGCAAAUCGCUCAACAACGUUUGAAUGAACGUUUGGAACUUUAUAUGCUAAAGAAUAGUAAAGAGAUACCAGGUGAUGGCAAUUGUCAAAUGCAUGCUUUAUCCGAUCAGUUGUAUGGUGAUUUAUCUCAUUCUCAAGAAGUUAGAAAAACAAUUGUCGAUUGGUUAAGAAAGAAUAAAGAUUUUCAACUUCCAAAUGGUGCUACCAUUUGUCAAUUUGUAAAUACUAAUAAUUGGGAUGACUAUUGUAACGAUAUGUCAAAGAAUGGAAAUUGGGGUGAUCAUUUAACUCUCUUGGCUGCUGCUGAACAUUUUGGUUCAAAGAUUUCAAUCAUCUCUUCUGUUGAAAGUCAAAGUAACUUUUUCAUUGAAAUCAUUCCAUCUAAAAUUUUAAAUGAUAAAGUUUUAUUAUUAUCUCAUUAUGCUGAAUUUCAUUAUGGUUCUUUAUGUCCAUUAAGAUAA